Molecule: messenger RNA, 918 nt
Organism: Ceutorhynchus assimilis (cabbage seed weevil)
Lineage: Eukaryota; Metazoa; Arthropoda; Insecta; Coleoptera; Curculionidae
Source: the annotation of a GenBank genome assembly
AUGAAACAAUACAGGAUGGCAUCAGUCACCAAUCCUAACAUCAUCAAGCAACCACUAAAAACCCUCGAAAUGCCUCUAUAUAAGUUUUCGGAAGAGGUGUUACCACAUCACCAGAGAAUUUUAGAACAGCACAAAGCCUAUGUGUAUAAGUUAGUAGCAAAUAACAACAGCGAACUCCUAAUCAAAGAAGUAAAAGAAAAAAAGCGAUCAAUAAAACAACUUCGAGAUUUACUAUACGAACUAGACACACUAAGAACUCAAGUAGAAGACAAUGACUUGGACGCUUUCGACAACAAAACCAUGUCCUUGAGGGGCUCUAUAUUAAAGCUAAUUAAAACCUAUCAAGAUUUAGAAAAGACAGCUAAUGAACUUGUAGCUACAAAUCAACCAGAAACAUCCCUAGCAGAUGAAAGACGAAAUCCCUUUGAAGGAGCUUCACACAUUCAAAUCCAAGCUAAUUUAGAUGAAUUGAAAUUUAUGGAAGCUGAAGCAAGAUUGAAUAGUGUAGAGCAAAUACAACAAAAAUCCGAAGAUCUGCAGCAAAUACACAGAGAUUUGCAUAAAAUGGUUAAAGACCAAGGAGAACAAGUGGAUGAAGUAGAAUCCAAUAUUCAAUUAUCUGAUGAGAAUGUUCAAAGCGGUUUUAGAAACAUUAUCAAGGCUAAUAAAUUCAAUGCUGUAGCAUAUCCAGCUACGGGUGCCUUUGUGGGCACUCUACUUGGUGGCCCCAUAGGAUUACUGGCAGGCCUUAAAGUGGGAGGAAUGGCAGCUAUUGGGUGUGCUUUUGCAGGCUACGCUGGCGGUAGAUUUUUGAAAAAACAAAAAGAUGAUGAAAUCAAUGAAUCUGAACACGUAAUCAAUAAUGAAAAUAAUGAAAAUCACCACACUGUAUCAGAAAAUGAAAAAAAAGACAUUUGA